UACACAUAUAUACAUAAAAGAGGAAAGAAAGAAAUUAGGGAUUUAGGGGGGAAAAUGGGAAGGGGAAGAGUGGAGCUGAAGAGGAUAGAGAAUAAAAUCAACAGACAAGUGACGUUUGCAAAGCGUAGGAACGGUUUGUUGAAAAAAGCUUAUGAGCUUUCUGUUCUCUGCGAUGCCGAGGUUUCUCUCAUCGUCUUCUCCAAUCGUGGCAAGCUCUACGAGUUCUGCAGCUCCUCCAACAUGCUCAAGACACUGGAAAGGUACCAGAAGUGUAGCUAUGGCUCCAUUGAAGUCAACAACAAACCUGCCAAAGAACUCGAGAACAGCUAUAGAGAGUAUUUGAAGCUGAAAGGUAGAUAUGAGGGUCUGCAACGUCAGCAGAGAAAUCUACUUGGAGAGGACCUUGGACCUUUGAAUUCAAAGGAGCUAGAGCAGCUUGAGCGUCAACUAGACGGCUCUCUGAAGCAAGUUCGCUGCAUCAAGACGCAGUAUAUGCUUGACCAGCUCACUGAUCUUCAAGGAAAAGAGCAUAUCUUGCUCGAAGCCAACAGAGCUUUGUCAAUGAAGCUGGAAGAUAUGAUCGGCGUGAGAAGUCACCACAUAGGAGGGGCAUGGGAAGGUGGUGAUCAACAGAAUGUUGCCUAUGGACAUCAUCAGGCUCAGUCUCAAGGAUUAUUUCAAUCUCUUGAAUGUGAUCCCACUUUGCAAAUUGGAUAUAACCACCCAGUGUGUUCGGAGCAAAUGGCUGUAACGACGCAAGGUCAGUCCCAACCAGGAAACGGCUACAUCCCUGGCUGGAUGCUGUGA
Messenger RNA from Thlaspi arvense, 807 nucleotides. Lineage: Eukaryota; Viridiplantae; Streptophyta; Magnoliopsida; Brassicales; Brassicaceae. The record is from the annotation of a GenBank genome assembly.